Messenger RNA from Pelodiscus sinensis (Chinese soft-shelled turtle), 1593 nucleotides. The record is from RefSeq and is a predicted model, not a curated record. NCBI's taxonomy places the organism in Eukaryota, Metazoa, Chordata, Testudines, Trionychidae.
CAGGAGCGUUAGAAAAUGCGUUUUGAUAGCCGACUCAGGAUACAUUGCACUCAAAUGCUUCCCAUUUAUGUGGUCGGUGUGAAAGCAGGCCAAGGUGGGGAUUCAAAGAAGGAAACAGGAGCCAACCUCUCCCAGUGGCCGCUCUGUUUUCAUCUGGGCCCCAGCGAAACAGGCCUGAGCGGAUGGAAACUGAGCCGCCCCCCGGGUGAAGUUUUUGAUCAGUCUGACGUGGCUCUACCAAACUUUUCAAAGUUUUUCCGGCAGCAGGCUAAAGAAGAGAAGGAAGCUGCAGAGGCCAUGCUGAAAUACCAACAAGAAAGAGGAGGCCAUUACUGUACCAGAAUCAUCCAGAGACCAAACUGUGAACAUGUAUCCAAUGUGGUAAAGGCCCUUGAAGUAGCUUUGGUUCACUGGAAAACAGUGACAGGAUAUUUUGAAGAGCUUUUUGCCUUGAGUAUUGAAAAUGCAGACCCCCAUAGUGCAAGCACUGUUAAACAAUUUAUUGAACCCAAGAUCCGGAAGAUCAAGUUGAUGGGAGACCUCCUGACCAAUGCUCGCAGGCUUGAGUGUUCCCAAGAUGGCAGAGGCAACCUUGGAGAUUACCUUAUGGAACGAUUACAGGAGGAGAUUAAAAGUAGCAGAUACACAGAUUCCAGUCAUCACUGUACCCCAUGCACACCUUUUCAGCCACGUACAGAGAUUGCAGAGAGGUUGCAACAGCCCCUAAAAGAAUUCUCCCAGAAGAGAAGUAGCACAGGGCCAAUGCAUGCAAACCAGUGCUGUCACUCCUCACAGUCUCUGCUAGGAUAUGCUAGGGGCAAAUCAGAGGCAGAAGGGGAAUAGUUGAAGCACCAUCCUAGUCUGUGGAGUAGCCUGUUGGCAGCCACGGGAGAGGCUAAUGUAAGUUGUCAGGCACAGAGAUGCUUUGGCUUCAAAUCCAGGAGAUGCAAUAGUGAUUUAAAGCUCCUUGACCACCCCUUUAUACUCUUCCUCCUCAUCUGGGCAUUCUGUGCAGUGCCUCUUCCAAAGUGCAUCACAGAAUCUAAUCUAUAACAUAGCUUCUCUGUGUAUCGUAGGCAUUAUGGCUCCUAGAUAUAGAAUGUUGAAGUUCAUUUAACCUUUCAGAUUCUCUUACUCUAAAAUAACAAUCAUUUAUUUGGAAACUCAGACUCUGGCUUUUUCUUAUCUUAAAACAGUUGAUUGGAUUAUUUAGCUUAAAAGAGGGAGGGGCUCUUUUUACAAUAAGGUUUUUAAAAGAAAAAAUAUUUUCUAAUUUCUAUGCUGGGAAAACUGUAGCUGUUUAUAUAGUUAAACAAAUGAGAAUUACUAUUAUAAAAUGGUGCUGGAACAACUUUAUGGUGAGGUGCUGAAGAUUAAACCCGUGUAUUUGGGUUACUACUUCAAGCCCACGGGUGUAGCAACACUCGAGUUACAAAUUAUAUCAAUUACAGCUUGUAUUAUGUACUCAUUUUUAAAUAUUUUUACUGUUUUUGGUAAAUAUUAAAUGGAUAUCUUUAAGACUUUUUUUAAAAUGAAGGGGGGGUUAUGAUUCUUAUAAUUGCUGCAGAAGUUACAAUAAACAGUUAUUCAGUA